Molecule: messenger RNA, 1012 nt
Organism: Schistosoma turkestanicum
Lineage: Eukaryota; Metazoa; Platyhelminthes; Trematoda; Strigeidida; Schistosomatidae
Source: the annotation of a GenBank genome assembly
CAAAAAUCGAGCGCGAAGGAAUCAGUUGAUUUAUACUAGCUCAUGAAAAAGAUAUUGGAAUUUGGAUGUAGUCUGCCCGCCUUUUGCAGUCUUAUGCGUUACAAUCACUAAAGUUUCAUGUCCUCAGAAGAUUGUGAACAUGAAUUGCUUGCAUUAGAAUCAAUUUAUGAAGAUAAAUAUCAAUUAGUACAAUCUACACCUAAACGUAAAAUAAAAGUCUCUUUAAAUGGUCAAUCCGAUGAUUCACUAUCAGUGAAAGUACGAUGUCAACUUCUAUUUGAACUACCAAGCAAAUAUCCUAAUAAAGCACCAAAAUAUCAAAUAAUUAAACCGGAAAAUUUAUCCGAUAAUGAUAUUUCUGAUAUCAAUAUAAUAAUCAAUGAAGUCAUAGAACGUUCAUUAGGAUUUAUUAUGUUAUUUGAUAUAUUAACAGAAGUUCAACAGAAAUUAGAUAAUAUUUGUUCGAAAAUUUUUAUUCGUCAAUUAAAUGAAGCUAAACAAAAACAAAAAGCACUUCAACAAGAAGAAGAAGCUAAAUUUCAAGGUGAAAAAGUCACAGUAGAAUCGUUCUUAGAAUGGAAUACAAAAUUUCUUGCAGAAAUGAGAUCUAUAAAAGAGAAAUUGAUGAUGAUAACUGAAGAUCAAAAUACCACUGUGAAACGAUUAACUGGACGUGAAUUAUUCUUAAAAGAUAAUCAUUAUGACGAUUCGGAUUUAACAUUCUUAGAGACAAAUGGUGGUGAAGUUGUUGAGAUUGAUGAACAUUUAUUUGUUGACAUGGUUGAUCUAGAUUUGGAUGACGAUGAUGUUAAUGAUGAAGAUGACGAUCAGAAUAAUCAAGUGGCAGUUCUAUCAGGAACAGUUUAAACACACCAUGUCACCUACUUUGUACUAAAAUUGAUUUCAAAAGUAUUAUUAUUGCUUUGAAUAUAAUGAUUGUCUUUCUUCUUUGAUGUGUAAAUACGAUUCCAAUUCUGUUGGAAUUAGUCUGACUUAUGAUUUGGUGGUUAUA